Microthlaspi erraticum is the source of this 939-nucleotide messenger RNA. The record is from the annotation of a GenBank genome assembly. NCBI's taxonomy places the organism in Eukaryota, Viridiplantae, Streptophyta, Magnoliopsida, Brassicales, Brassicaceae.
AUGUUCAAUCUCAUCCUGGAUUUCCAAUAUCCAUACUUUCCUGCAUCAAGUAUCACCUUUGACCUUCCCAUGAAGUCCAGCCGCUUCCAAGCAGCCAAGGUCCUCUAUUUAUCCUCAAUAGACGAACCGCCAAACCCUACAAGGUUGUGUCUUGGUGAUUACUCCAAAUCUCCAAAGGAAUAUUUCCUUUCCUUAUUUUUCUCUAAGAAUAGGAAAUAUCCCUUUUGUCUUGAUAAUUCCAAAUCUCCUCAUCCAGCUCAGCUACCGCCUCUUCUGGAUUCGUCCUUAACCGCUACAAGCUCGCAUCCAGCUCAGCAUCAAUCCUUUAGCUCCGUUAAGCUCCGCUUAGCUCCGCUACAAGUCCGUCCAUACGUCCUGAUGCACUUCCUGACUGAUUCACGAUCUGCGUCAACCAGCUGCAUCUUCACUAAAGUUCACAGUAUGAGUAUGCGUAAGAAACCGAAGAACCGUUCUCCAGAUGCUACUUGCGGGCCAAAUCUUGUGUAUAAGAGACCAUUUGCUGAAGAGUUCAUGAAGUUUUGUCUUGAAAGAUUCGAAGUUGGGGUUUGGUCUUCUGCUCGGGAGAGUAAUGUCGAUGCAAUUUCUAACAUUGUUCUUGAAGAUCUGAAAGAUGAGCUUCUGUUUGUGUGGGAUCAAAAACAGAGUACCAACAGUGGAUGUAAGACACAAGACAACAGUGCUAGGCCUAUAUUCUUCAAGGAUGUCUCUAAAGUGUUUCAGAGCUUCAAAAAGUUUUCUGCUUCGAACACUAUAUUCAUUGAUCAUGAACCGUACAAAGCUUUUCUUAAUCCGGAGAUUGCAGGAGUGUUUCCAGUGAGUUAUGAUCCUUCAGACAAGAACGAUGAUUUUCUUGAUCCAGAAGGAGAGUUUUGCUCAUACUUGGAUGAUUUGGCGAAUCGGAUGUGCAAGGUUAUAUAA